This is a messenger RNA of Ipomoea nil (Japanese morning glory), 3517 nucleotides long. RefSeq names its product putative late blight resistance protein homolog R1B-16. The transcript is spliced from 5 exons. Gene Ontology annotation, molecular function: ADP binding. The record is from RefSeq and is a predicted model, not a curated record. Gene Ontology annotation, biological process: defense response to other organism. Lineage: Eukaryota; Viridiplantae; Streptophyta; Magnoliopsida; Solanales; Convolvulaceae. Bases 277 to 3204 code for a protein of 975 amino acids.
AAGAUUACACACAUUGAACAACUAGACUGUACAAAAAUAAAUAUAUACAGAGGCUGUCAUCAGCAUUAAUGUAUGUUGUCUUUAAAAAUUAGAAGUAAUCUGUAAUAUAAUGAGUAUUCUAUGAUCUGACUUAACACGGAGGACUCCUUCACAGUUGACUUGAUCGGAAAUAAAGCCACUGCCAUUGCUGCGAGCUGUGCUGCAAAGCUUUCAAUCUCUCAUAGCUAAUCAUCACUCAUUACUCAUUACAGAGAGACUUAUUGAUAACAGUGAGAGAUGGCUUCCGUCGUAUUAGCUUCUCUCAAGGCAACAAUGGAGUUCGAGAUUCAGCAGCCCAGCCCCCGGGUGCUCCCCGAUGACCUAAAACAGAUGAGAUCUCUCAUUCAACAUCUCUCUACCUUGCAAGCCUUCAUGAAGAAAUUCCACAUCAAAGCCUUCGAGGAUGCCGAAAUCAAAAGCGUGGAGAACCAAAUCAAAGACGUUUCUCUUAAAGCAGAAGACGAGAUUGAUAUUCAACUCAGAAACAUUCUCCUGGCGGAAAACGCAAAGCGGAAAGAAGACGCUCGCAGAGAGAUCCAUGGGAGCCUGGAAGAAAUCAGAAAAAACAUAGACGAAUUGUUGGAGACCGUGAAGCAGCACGAUGGCUCGUUAGGUGAUUCCUCGCAAUUUCCUCCCGAUGAGGACACCGUCCCUCUCACGCCGCGCAAGGAAGAAAUGGUGGGAAACCGCGAGGAGUUGAAGCAGAUACUUGAUCAACUCAAAUGCAAGAAUGAAGAACGACAAAUUAUCUCAAUUUCUGGAAUGGGAGGCAUCGGCAAGACGACUUUAGCAAGAACAAUCUAUGAUGAUCCAGUUACAAAUCAUUUUGAUGUUCGCGCUUGGACUACGAUGUCACAACAAUAUGAGGGGAAACAAACUCUCAUUGCCCUUCUUCGAUGCAUUACGACCUUGACCCCCGAAGAAAUUAAGACCUCAACCAAGGAAGAUUUAAAAGAUCGAUUACAAAAGCUGUUGAAGGGAAGAAGGUAUCUAAUUGUUGUGGAUGAUGUAUGGAGUCAUGAAGCUUGGGAUGAUAUCAAACUUUGUUUUCCGACUGAUACUAAGGGGAGCAUCUUAUUAUUGACUACUCGAGACAAAAAGGUGGCUCGGGAUACUCAUUCAGGUAAGACACCUUAUGGCUUGAAACUUUUAAAUAAAGAGGAUAGUUGGUUUCUAUUUUCUAGAAACCUUGAUUUUGAAACACGCUUUCCAAAAUCACUGGGUUAUGAGGGCGUUGGUAAGGAAAUCGCUAAACAAUGCAAAGGAUUACCCCUUUCCAUAGUUGUAGUUGCGGGGAUUCUGAUCAGUAAAGUAUCAUUGGGUGAAUGGGAGAAUAUUCAAAAAGAAUUAGCAUUGAUAUUAACAGUUGAUGAACAAUGUACAAAAAUUCCAGCUUUGAGUUACAAACACUUGCCUUCACAUUUGAAACCUUGUUUUCUACAUUUGGGAGUCUUUCCAGAAGACAGUGAGAUGCCUGUCAAAAAGCUUGUUAGGUUGUGGAUUGCCGAGGGGUUUGUGAAAGUAGUCAAUGGCAAGGCAUUGAAAGACAUGAAAAAAGUAUUGGAUGACAUAGAGAAGAAAUUAAAAUACAUGGAGAAGACAGCAGUGGAAGACAUGGACAGGACAUUGGUAAUGGACAAGGCAUUGCAAGGUGUGGACAAGUCAUUGGAAGACAUGGACAACACAUUGAAAGAUAUGGGCAGGGCAUUAGAAGACACAGCUCUCGAGUACUUACAAGCUCUUAUUAGUAAAAGCUUGGUUCUCAUUCGCAAUCAGAGCUCUAAUGGUGAAGUCAAGACAUGCAGAAUGCAUGAUCUAUUGCAUGACUUUUGUGUGAACAAAGGUGAAGAGGAGAACCUUUUGUAUGCUGGUAGCAUGAGAAGAUUUAGAACAGUGAAGAAUUCAAAUGAUGAUGGAAGUACAAGCAAUGAUGAUGGAAGUAAAAGCAAUGAUGGUGGAAGUAAAAUCAAUGAUGAUGAUGGAAGUAAAAGCAAUGAUGGUGGAAGUACAAGCAACGGUGAAAGUGUAAAGCACAAGGGAUUUCGUUGGUUAACUUUUUGGCCAAAUUAUGGAAAUGUUUAUAUUUGCUAUAAUUUGGACAAAUCUCGCUCCCUAUCUUUUCUGCAUAGAGAUGCUAUUCCAACACUUAUUGGCCAGUGUUUACCGUCUAACUUGUUAAGAGUGUUGGAUUUGAUUGAAUUACCUCCAUUAUCUAAUGAAAUUUUCAUGAGUUUGAGGGAUCUAGUUCUUCUGAGGUACAUGGAUAUAGCCUUGGAUGACUGUCUAAGUUCUGAAGAGCUGGUGGAUAUAGUUUCUAGGACUCAAAAUUUGCAAACACUUAUUAUUUCUCAGAAUGGAACGGGCUUCAGUGAUAUGUGUUUGCCAUCUAACCUUUUGGAGUCACCACAGCUAAGGCAUGUUGAGGUUAGCUAUGCUCUUUCAUUGGAUCCUCCAAGUGAGGUCAAAGAGGCCUUGCACACAUUGUACUGGUUGAGUCUAGACCAUUGUACCGAAGAAGUGUUUUCAAGGAUUCCAAAUGUAAAAAAGUUGGGGAUUAUUUGUGGAUCUAAGCCAAGUCCAGAGGCCAUAGAGCCUGCUAACCUUGAGAAUCUUGGAAGUUUGGAUAAGCUGGAGACAUUAAUGAUUGCAUUCCGGAAAGGCUCACCAACAGGCCUUCAGAAUCUGGAGUCUUUGCCACUAAACCUCAACAUCAAGAAAUUGAAACUGAAGAGAACUUGUUUGCCAUGGAGUGAAAUAAACGUAAUUGGCAUGUUGCCCAAUCUUGAAGUACUGAAACUGAAACAAGUGUCUGAUGGUCCAGAUUGGGAACCCACAGAGGGAAACUUCCGUAAGCUAAAAUUCUUGUACCUUGAAGCUGAAAACCUUGAAAGUUGGGAAGUUGAUGGAGGGGAUCAGUUUCGUUGCCUUACGCGCCUAGUCCUUAAAAAGUGUACAAAAUUGGAAGGUAUUCCAACUGGCUUUGAAGAUGUAAACACACUGGCGUCAAUUGAGUUACUAAAUUGCCCCGUCCCUGUUAAGGAAUCUGCCCAAAAACUUAAUGAGCACCGGGAGGAUUAUGGAAUCGAACCCAUCAUUAUUCGCCAUGUGGACCAAAUACAAGAAGUUGAUGAUGUUGAGGAUGAUGAUGAUGAUUCUUCUGAAUAAACGAAUUGAAUGGAUGUUUGAAGUGUAUUCUUUCCACAGCGUUAGCAGGGAUUUGCAGUAGUGUGCCCAAUUCAUAGGAGUCUGCUUAUGGUGAUUCAUACAUUUUGAACUUUGCUUUAUAGUUAUCAUUGAAAUACUGAAUUCAUAAAGCUUUACUUUGUGUUGAUUAGAAUGAUGAUUGUGUUGUGUAUAAUGGUGUAAACUAUAUAUUGAGUUUAUUUUAUAAGAAUGUUUUGUAUGAACUUCAUAAUUUCUCCCUGUUAGAGCAAGUCCUUGUCUUAGCCUUCCAUACUUUAAUGUUUAAAACCUUUUC